This is a messenger RNA of Aedes aegypti (yellow fever mosquito), 6544 nucleotides long. It is a transcript of the gene Klp98A, whose product is annotated as kinesin-like protein Klp98A. Lineage: Eukaryota; Metazoa; Arthropoda; Insecta; Diptera; Culicidae. The coding region runs from base 1289 to 5329 and encodes 1346 amino acids. The transcript is spliced from 9 exons. Gene Ontology annotation, biological process: microtubule-based movement. Gene Ontology annotation, molecular function: microtubule binding; microtubule motor activity; phosphatidylinositol binding. The record is from RefSeq and is a predicted model, not a curated record.
AUUUCUAUUUCUCAUUGUACGAAGAGAACUCUAUCGGGUCGGUCGCGAUAGUGCUGCGGUGCGCUUCAAUUAGAUAAAUAGUAAAAGGAAUUUGUGCAUUUUUUUUUUCAAGUGUUAUUUAAAGUGCGCUAUUAUGUUUUAUGUUGAUUACUUACCAUUGAUUUGUGCUUGACAUCGUAUGUGCUGUUGGAUUGAAAGGUGAUUCGUGAAUAAUCAGUGAAAAUCUUGUAUCGUGUGCCUAAAUACCUUUGUUUGUUUUUGUUUUUCAACGUGAAGGAAGUGUCAGCUAUUUUUGUACGACUACUUAGAUCAUUGUGUGGUUCUUGAAAUGUUUUUACGGGUGGUGCAAAUUCCGAUGGUUGCUGAGACGAAUUUCGCGAUCGGUACUACGCCUACUACAACUGCAAGUGAUGAUUACUCAUGCUUGUGGUUCUCUGGAGAAUACGAUGUUUGAGUGUAAAGUUGAAUGCGAUGGAAAUCAAUGAUAAUUGAUAGUGGCCUAGAAAAAUUUCCCUCAGACCUCCAUACACCCAACGCUUUAGUGGAAAAUUUAUGGAGUGAAAAUAGUUGGUUGUCGUGCACCAGCUGCUGCUGGAGUAUAAUAGCUCCGACCCAAAAUAUAAGGAAAACGAAAUUAUAGUGAGUCUUGUAUGUGUGCUUGGAGCAAAUAAUAAAGAAGAAUGACAUGAAGCAUUGAGCCUACUCCCCCUUCGAAGCGAGAGUGGUUGUUGUGCAAAAUAUUGAGGAGAAAAAUCGCUUGCUACCUUGCCUGCCUGUUUGCGAAAUUACGGUGCAAGAAAAAAAUAAAAGUGAAGAAGAGGCACGAGCAAAAAUAAAAUGCUAAUUGCUGUUACUUGUGCAGACGUGGGGAACAUCAAAAGCGAUACGCGUAUGUGCGAAAUCGACAACGGCGGAGACGAAAUCAUCAUCGAAGGUGCAAUAGCGAAUAUCUUGCAGAAAUACUAGUAGGUGCAUCUUGGGGCUGCAAAAUGGCAUGGAAAAGCAGAUGCUGGCUGCCUUUUACUGGAUGAUUGCCGGCCCAGAUUACUGCUGCAUCAGCUUUAACUCAUAUCGACUGUCACUGUCACUGACCUACUCUAUCUUGGCUGUAUAUCGGCCCGCUUAAAAGUUUCAUUAAAGCCAUCUGCUUCGAAACCCAGCAAGCGUGUCGUUCUGUUGGCGAAACAUACAAAGUUGCAAUCGUUGCUGCGUGGUAGGCUGUGUGAAUAUACCCUUUCUACUGGGCUGAAAACGUGAGCGGCAGCAGAGCAGUUCCACGGUCAUCGGGAUGGCGUCACUCAAGGUUGCGGUUCGAGUGAGACCCUUCAAUCAGAGGGAAAAUGAACUCGGCUCCAAGCUCAUCGUCCAGAUGGACGGCAAGCGGACGCGGCUGCUCAAGCCGAAACUCACCGGUCCGGGAGCGGUCCGCGGCGAACUGCUGGCGGCCCGUGGCGGCGGUCCGGAACCGUUCAACGAUUUCACGUUCGACCACUCGUACUGGUCGGUGGAUGAGGGCGAUUCGCACUACACGCCGCAGGAGAGCGUCUUCGAGGAUCUGGGCACGGAGAUUGUGGACUGUGCGUUUCAAGGUUACAAUGCAUGCGUGUUCGCGUACGGCCAAACCGGAAGCGGAAAAACAUUCACCAUGAUGGGAACGGCUGAAGCGCAAGGUCUCAUCCCCCGUAUCUGCCGGUCACUGUUCGGUCGGAUGAAACUGGGCCAGGAGGAAGGUGUCGGCUACAAGACCCAAUGCUCGUAUCUGGAAAUCUACAACGAAAGGGUAAAGGAUUUGCUGGGGCCAAGUAGUGCCGGGCAUGGACUGAGAGUGCGUGAACAUCGGACUUUGGGACCGUACGUUGAGAAUCUGUCACAGCAUCCGGUGUCGGACUACGGGGAGAUUCAGAACUGCAUGGUUCAGGGCAACAUCCAGCGGACGACGGCCAGCACCAAUAUGAACGACACGAGCAGUCGAAGUCAUGCUAUUUUCACGAUCACCUUUGUCCAAGCUCGGUAUUUGAACGACAUGCCAAGUGAGACGGUUUCGAAGAUUCACCUGGUGGAUUUGGCUGGAAGUGAACGAGCAAAUGCAACGGGUGCUACUGGACAGCGUCUAAAAGAAGGAGCACAUAUCAAUAAAUCUCUGGUCACGUUAGGAAGUGUUAUUUCGGCACUAGCAGAGCAAACCAAUCCCACUCAUAAUAAACGAAUUCUGUACAUUCCGUACCGGGAUUCGAUCUUGACGUGGCUUCUGAAAGACAGUCUCGGUGGGAACAGUAAAACCAUCAUGAUAGCGGCUAUUUCACCUGCGGAUGUGAACUAUAGUGAAACGUUGAGCACUCUGAGGUAUGCUAACCGAGCGAAGAACAUCAUCAACAAGCCAACGGUCAACGAAGAUCCAAAUGUGAAACUGAUCCGAGAGCUGCGCGAGGAAAUCUUCAAGCUGAAGAUGAUGCUUUCGACGGAUGGAUCCGCACUGGAACCGUCGCUCAAAGUACUGGAAGAUCUGCACAAGAAGGAAGCCCAGGAGAAGGUUCUAACCGAGGAAUGGGCCGAGAAAUGGCGAGAGGCGCAAUCGAUCCUUCGAGAGCAAAAGUCGCUUGGUUUGAGGAAAUCCGGUGUUGGAGUUGUUCUGGAUUCAGAGAUGCCUCACUUGAUCGGUAUUCACGACGAUAUUAGCACUGGAGUCACCCUCUACAGCUUGAAGGAAGGUGAAACCACCAUUGGCACAGCGGAAGCUCCUUACCCACAAGACAUCGUCCUCAACGGAAUCGGCAUCCACCCGGAGCACUGCCGAAUUGUCAUCGACAAUGGAAACGCAACAAUUUGUCCAAACCCUUCCGCCACCUGUUUGCUCAACGCCAACAUCAUCGAAAACCCCACAGCCAUCAGUCAAGGAGACAUUCUCCUGCUCGGCCGUACCAAUAUGUUCCGAUACAACAACCCCGCCGAGGCAGCAAAGAUGCGUCAGGACAACAACCACGUUCAACGUUCUUCCCGCCUGGAUCUAUCCCGCCUCUCCCUGAUAGCCGCAUCACGCGAGAAUCUCUGCAGCAGUUUUAUGAGCGACGACGACAGCAAUGCCGCCAUCCUAUCGCCUCAGAAUCCGCUCCGUUUCCGACAGUACACCCCAAGCCGGGAGGAUACGGAGUUGCAGGACGAACACCGGAAAAUCCUGCAGACCAUCGAAAACGCCCUCAAACAGCUGAAUUUGGAGCGGUCGCGAAUGCACGAGCAGUUCAAGAACAAAAUCAAACUCUGCCGGGAGGAGCUGGAGCGGUUGGAGAGUGCCAAGCGGGACAAGCUGAUGAUCCUGGAUUGCCGGAUAGAUGAGCUGGUGGCCCGCCGUGAGAUGAUACUGUGGGAGAAGAACAACGAGAAAACGCAGGUGGACAUAUUAGUUAGACAGCUAUCGGCCCUGCAAACGCAGCUAGACACCAAGAAGCGCGAUUUCUACGAGUACGUAGCCAAAGAGCUCCAAGAGCUGCAGGACUGCGGAAAGCUGGACGAGGCCAGUAUAGAGCUAAUCCAGAAGGCACCCCAGACGGAGGACUACUCGGAAAUUCUUCUGUUGAUUUCCAAAUCGUUGGACAAUUACUCCGCACAAUACAUCCGCGAGUACAUCCGUAGGAACCGUGAAGAGCUCGACAAGUACGAACGGGAAUUGGGCGAAAAGGAAUCUCAACUGGAGGAAAGUACGCGCAAGAUCGCCGACUUGGACCAGAAGAUAGGUGACCUUGAACGGCAAAAUCAGGAGUUGUUGCAGCAGCGUACUCAGCUGGAGAUGGAGGAGAUGCAGAAGAAGAAACAGUCCAUGACCCUGAAUCUAUCGCGAACCACAGACUCCAACGCUCAAACGGAUCCCAACGCAUGCGAUGAGCUCCAAAUGAUGGCAAGCACCGCAACGACUCGUACUCUGGAAACCUGCGAUACCUUCCACACGGCCAAUUCGGACUGUUCAUUCGUGUCGGCUCUGAACACUCCCGCUCUGGAAGCGCUCAACCAGCUGAUUCCGACACCCAGUCCAACCGAGGGAACGGAAUCCGGAGCGGAUCAUGAGUCGGACUACUACGAGGAAGCGGGUCACGUGCAAGGUAUGAGCGAUAGCGGAGUCAGCUUCGAAACGAACAAGGUCGGAGAGGGAGGCAAGUUGGCGAACGGUGGGAAACUCCUGUUUCAAUCGGAUGACCACUGUUUGCUGUUGGCAUCUUCAACGCCCAACUCGAAAUACAUCAACAAGACGGUGAUUGUGAAUGGUGGAGGCAGUAUUGAGAUCAACGGAGCAGAAGUGGUGCCAGCUUCAACGAGCGACGACUCGGAUGAGAACUCGGAUCAUGGUAAGGGUGGAGGUGGAAGCGGCAAUCGAAGUCGAGGCAACAGAAAUAGUGUUCGUACGGAAAUUUUCGAUAUUCGACACGGGAUUCAUCCGCUGCGAGUCAACAGCCGAAGUGGUGAAGAAGAGGAAGGAGAUGAUGAGGAAGAUGAGAGGCAUUCGCACACCAGCUCGCUGGACAACAGUUCAAUAACUUCUUCGACGGCGAACUUGAUCUUGUGCGAGAUGAACCUGCUUAGGGAGAACAUAGCAACCAAAAAGGCGGAGAUUAUGAAAAUCCUGGAGACGAACGGGGAUAAGACAAAUCUGGAUGGGAAGAUCAGUGAGCUGCAGGAUCUGCAAAAGAGGAUACUGCAGCUGGAGAUCAAGGUACAGGACGUGGAGAAGAACUGUAUGUCUGACGAGGGUGGACUGGAUUCGGUUCGGGACAUGCCGGGAAGUUUCACCGACAGCGACGACAGCCGGAUAAACUCGUGCAUAUAUCCGGACUAUCUCAGGCAUCGUGCACAGACCAGUAUUUAUGCGCCGAGCGUGACUCGCUCGCUGCCGUCCUUCGAGAGCGCGUCGGUCGAGAGGAUGCGUUCGGAGCAUUUGAUCAAUAUACCUACCUACAUUAUUCGUGGAGCUGGCAAGCAAACUCACUACGAGUAUGAGGUGAAACUGAACCUGCCGGAUGAUCGGUGGACGUUGCUAAGGCGGUACAGCAGGUUUCGAGAACUGCAUCUCAAGAUGAAGAAGGAAUACGGCGAAAAGGUAACCAACAUCCCAUUCCCACGGCGAGAGCUGUUCGCCUCGAACACGGAAUCGGUGGCGAAAACGCGCCGUCGUCAGCUGGAAACCUACCUGCGGCGUCUGCUGGUCGUGUGCUCGAAGAUACCACACAGCCCCAUCUACGAAGGCGAGGGAAGGCCGGGCCUUACCAAGGCCACCCUUAUCGAACUGCAUGCGGGAUUCUUCAAGAAGGGUCUAUUCGAAACGGGCAAGCACGGAACCGGUUAAGACUGGUCAGGGCGGUUGAGGUAUGUGUUUUGCUUCCUGUUGAGUUCAUCGGAUUUCGUUUUGUGUGUUGAACUGGGGGAAGCAAACAGUGAAUUGUAAGGCUGAUUUUUGUAGAUAAAUGAGCGAGCUGUCGGAGGUUUAGAAUGAUUCUUAGCUGAAGGACGUCCGCUAAGUUAGUUUCCUAUUAGAACAGAUUUUAUUUAUUGUAAAUGACAAAACAGUUUUGUUAGACGUUAGAAAUAUAGUGAGAUUGAUUAUGAUAAGAAUAGAAAGACACCAAAAUCAGACGCAACAGCAGGAAUAUCGACGACAAUAACCCCAUGAUAUGGUAAAAGGACAGGAUCCUUGAAUACUACUACAACAUAAAUGGCUAAGACACAAUCUCUUGUUCAACUUUAAAUUUCAGUUUGUGUUGACAGAGAUUGCCGUUCCCUGCUUCGUUGAACGCAAGAAGAUUUAGGAAGUUUUUGUAGCGGAAAAGAAAAGAAAGGGCUUGAUCCAGUUUUGUUCGUAAUUCAAAACCGCGAAACCAAGACCUUGACGAUGAAUUAGAAGAAAAAAAAAACAAAUUAUAUUUAUGACCCACGAGUCAAUUUUUUCAUAUACCUUCCAUAUUCGUUUGAGUACUGAGUAGUUGUUAGUCAUCAUUGACAUGAUCCCCCUGUAAUCACAUUUGCCUUUACGCGUUAACCCACACAGACAUAUUCUGGAUGAUUUUGCCUGACUCACACACGUACACAUAUUUAGUAACUAGCUGUGAUUUUCCAUUUGACUCCCGUCUCUCGCGAUGGUCCUGUUAUCUUGAUAAUUUUAAUUGGAACGAGUGACACCCGCGAUGGACUGCCCGAGAGUGGAUCGAUCAUGAUUUAGCGCAUACAAAGACCUGAUACACAAACAUAUUGAUUAUGAUAGGGUAAUUUAUAGGUACGAAAUGUGUUUCUAAAUGAAUAUCGAGUAGAGUUGCAAUUAGCUACCAAACUGUUAGGAAGAUUCCCACGACGAUACACACAAUAGUUAAAAUGUAGAACGAAAAUGUCAAACAGAGCUUCUUCGGACUUAUAACAGUGUAAACUUUUGGAUAUCAUGUAAGUGUUAACAACCCUUGUUCUUUGAAAGUAGUGACAGAAAUACAAAAUCGAAAUCAGACAGGUAUUCAACUAAAUUAGAUCGAAUAGAAAUGGUCGUCUAACAAUGCAACCCUUAAGAAAUUAGCUA